Manihot esculenta (cassava) is the source of this 2967-nucleotide messenger RNA. Its product is annotated as auxin response factor 9. Gene Ontology annotation, cellular component: nucleus. The record is from RefSeq and is a predicted model, not a curated record. The coding region runs from base 494 to 2587 and encodes 697 amino acids. Gene Ontology annotation, molecular function: protein binding; DNA binding. Gene Ontology annotation, biological process: response to hormone; regulation of DNA-templated transcription. The transcript has 14 exons. Lineage: Eukaryota; Viridiplantae; Streptophyta; Magnoliopsida; Malpighiales; Euphorbiaceae.
CUUAGGUUAGCGUUACAUUACACAAAAGCAGACAACAAGAGAGCGAUACAGUUAAAGAAAGUCGGAUAAUAUAAGAUGCGUCCGAAGCGUUUUUGUGGGGAUCCCUUCUAAUGGCGUUUACGUGGAUGGUUGUCUAGAGAGAGAGAGAUAGAGGGCAACUGGUCUUAGAGAGGGAAGGAGAGUGAUUUUGCUAGCUUGGAAGAGUGGUUUUGUAAUUGCUGUAGCUGCUUUGCCUCAUGGGUUUGGAUCUCAGGAGCGUUACACACACAUACACAAAGUAACGAGUGGUUUGGGAUGGGGAAAAGCUUGAGCGUUUGUUAAAGUGUUUUUUUAACGGCUUAUUAGCAUUAAUUGUUGUGAUUAUUGUGGUGAUUUUAAGUGUUUAUAACUAGGUAAAAUUAAUGGUACAGAGAGAGAGGCUUUAUCGUGUGGACUUUGAUUUCUUUUGGUGGCUUUCGUUCUGUUGUUGACUUGGUGAGUUUUUGGUUCAAAAAUGAUGGCGGCGAAUCAGAGCGGGUCUUUUUCCCAGGCUAAUAAUGAAGGUUGUGCUGGAGGGGAUGAUAUGUAUACUGAGCUAUGGAAGGCUUGUGCGGGCCCACUCGUGGAUGUUCCUCGGAAUGGGGAGAGGGUGUACUAUUUUCCACAGGGGCACAUGGAACAGUUGGAGGCAUCAACAAAUCAAGAGCUGAAUCAAAGGGUUCCCUUGUUUAAUCUGCCGUCCAAGAUCCUCUGUCGCGUAAUUCAUAUUCAGCUGCUGGCGGAGCAAGAGACAGAUGAGGUUUAUGCACAAAUUACUUUGCUGCCAGAACCCGAUCAAGCUGAGCUUACUUGUCCUGACCCAUUACCAUCUGAGCCUUCACGAUGUCCAACAGUUCACUCAUUCUGCAAGGUGUUAACUGCCUCUGAUACAAGCACUCAUGGGGGGUUUUCUGUUCUUCGGAAACAUGCUACUGAGUGCCUUCCACAGUUGGAUAUGGCCCAGCCAACACCAACACAAGAGCUAGUAGCCAAGGAUCUUCAUGGUUAUGAAUGGCGGUUUAAGCAUAUUUUCAGAGGGCAACCAAGGAGGCACUUGCUUACAACAGGGUGGAGUACAUUUGUUACUUCCAAGAGACUAGUUGCUGGGGAUUCAUUUGUUUUUCUCAGGGGGAAGAAUGGGGAGUUGCGUGUCGGGGUGAGACGUCUUGCUCGUCAGCAGAGCAAUAUGCCAUCAUCUGUGAUUUCAAGUCAGAGCAUGCACCUAGGAGUGCUUGCAACAGCAUCUCAUGCUGUUGCGACUCAAACUCUUUUUGUGGUCUAUUAUAAGCCAAGGACAAGCCAGUUCAUCAUAAGCCUCAAUAAAUAUUUAGAGGCUAUUAACAAUAAAUUUGCAGUUGGCAUGAGAUUCAAGAUGAGAUUUGAAGGAGAGGAUUCUCCUGAUAGAAGGUUUUCAGGUACAAUUGUCGGAGUUGAAGACUUUUCUCCUCAUUGGGCUGAUUCGAAGUGGCGCCAAUUGAAAGUUCAAUGGGAUGAAUCUGCAUCUAUUCCAAGGCCUGAUAAGGUUUCACCGUGGGAAAUAGAACCAUUCUCAUCUUCAGUACCGAUGAACAUCGCCCAACCAGUAGCAGUGAAAAACAAAAGGCCCCGGCCACCAGUUGAAAUUCCCACCCUUGAUUUAUCUUCAACUGCAGCACCACCAUGGGAUUCUAGAUUGACACAGUCCCACGAUUUAACACAAAUGAGUGGUACUGCAGAAGGCAAAAGAAAGGAAAACCAUUUCAUCUGGCAUCACAAACAGACCGGUAUUAACAGCCAUAGCAACUCUAUCUCAAGGUCUCCAACUGAGGGGGGUUGGUUAUCUUCGCCUCAUGUGAAUGUUUCUCGGCAUCUGUUUCAGGAAGCAACUGAGGAUAGUAAAAGUGUAUCCAAUUGGCCUGUCAUCUCAUGCUAUUCAACUCCUCAGUCUGCAAAGUUGAAGAAUGACACAAUCCUUGACCCAGUGGAGAAAGGGAGGAAAACUGAGGCAGCUAGUAGUUAUCGAUUAUUUGGCAUUGAGCUCAUUAAUCAUUCCACAAGCUCUCCAGUUGAGAAAGCACCUGCACAACCAGUUAGUGUGUCUAGCGGCACCACUGAAGGGCAUGUUCUAAGUACAUUGUCAGCAACUGAUUCUGACAAAAAAUCUGAUAUAUCCAAAGAAAAGAAACCAGAACAUUUGCAUGUACCACCAAAAGAUGUUCAAAGCAGGCAAAGUUGCUCUUCUUCCACAAGAAGUUGCACCAAGGUUCAUAUGCAGGGGGUUGCUGUUGGUCGGGCUAUAGACUUGACCGUGAUGAAAGGGUAUGAUCAGCUUUUAGAUGAGUUGGAAGAGAUGUUUGACAUUAGGGGACAGCUUCACCGUCGUGAAAAGUGGGAAAUUGUCUACACUGAUGACGAAGGGGAUAUGAUGCUUGUCGGUGAUGAUCCAUGGCCUGAAUUUUGUAACAUGGUUAGAAGAAUCUUUAUAUGCUUAAGUCAGGAUGUGAAGAAGACGACUCCUGGAAGCAAACUCCCUAUGUUCUCCAUUGAAGGUGAAGGGACAAUAGUAAGCUCAAAUUUAACCGAUAACUGAAACAUGGGGCUAAACCUUUGUGCUUGUAUCAUUUUUUGGCCUUUUCUGUUGUUUACUUGCUGUUUCCGUUUCUUUGUGGGGAUGGUAAGCUUUGGUUUGUAAUUGGAGGAUGGUUGAAGAAGUAUAAACACUGGCUAAUUGACAAAUCUCAGUUUUUUUUAGAGCUAACUAGCAAAGGACUAUAAACGAUAUUGUUGACUGGGUUCAAAGGAAUAGUAGAAAUUAAACCGUGUAGAACUAGUCUGUACAUUCUUUGGUAUUUGGUGGUAGUUGGGGUUUUCUGGGUUAUAUGUUUCUUGUGUCUGUAAAUAUUUAAUGUAAUUUGGGCUUGUAAUUUUGGAUUGGAAUUUAUAAUGCAAGAAAUUGUCAUUCCAGCACCA